Spirodela intermedia is the source of this 2215-nucleotide messenger RNA. The record is from the annotation of a GenBank genome assembly. NCBI's taxonomy places the organism in Eukaryota, Viridiplantae, Streptophyta, Magnoliopsida, Alismatales, Araceae.
AUGGUGGGUCUCCAUCUCCAGUUAUCCUGUUUUUUUUUUUCUCUUACAUUUUUUUCUUCCAUCUGUACGCUUGAUCGGUGGUUUUGAUGUUCUUCUGCCCUGAGUUCUUCUUCCUCUGGAUUUUCCAAAGGUUUUCAAGCGGUACGUAGAGAUCGGGCGCGUGGCCCUCGUCAACUACGGCAAGGACUACGGGAGGCUCGUUGUCAUCGUUGAUGUCGUCGACCAGAAUCGGGUAAGGUCUUCUACGAAUCGCCCUCCCACUGUAUGCCUUCUCGCCUGAUUUUCUCGUUAAACCCUGUAAUGUUGAUGAGCGAGAGAUACUUUGUCUUCUCAUGUUGCAAAUGAUUUGGUUUGGUUUGGUUUGGUUUGGUUUGCUUCGGAAUGCUUCACAGCAACGGGGGAUGGUCAAACUUGAUGACUCUCUACGCUGGCUUUUCAAAUCUUGCCGUCGAUUUCUCCUCGCCUAUGACUUAUGAUCGUUGUGCUUCUUACGAGAACUCUCGCAUUACAUGCCUGUCAACUGCAUUAUUCUCCCUCUAGCACGUGGAAAGAAUUGACAGCUCUCUAGCUUUUUAUGUUAUAUUUUUACACGGGCGCUCAAUCGUUUGGGAUCCAUUUUUUUUUCCUCUUUUUUAGCUGACAAUAUUCAUUGACGUGACCCUGAAUCUAUGUCAGCAGCUGUGCUUAAAUAUUAUUGAGGAUUACGGUUCUCUUUUACUCAUUGGUUUACUUUACUGGCUUAAAACAUUCAGUUCAUCAUGAAAACCAGAACACGAAAAUCGCCGAAGGCGACUGUUGAUCUAUCUCAUCAUUUCCUUUUCACCAAAUAGAUUCUUCCUGUAGUUUUAAGCAAGUUUCUUAGACUCGCGCUCUCCCAGAAUCCCUUUGUUUUUUUUUCUCGUAUCAUCUGAAAUGGUCAACUAUAUCCACGUUUCAGUAUAGAUUGUAUUUUUCUUUUGAAAUGUUGACCUGGCUGUAUGGCGUCUGCAAUUUCUUCUGGGGUGGCUCUUCAUUUCAUUCCAUCUAGAACUUGAAUCGACUCCAUCUUUAACACGUAAUAUUUCUGUAAGGCGUGAGCGCAGAUCCGCUUUUAGUGGAUGCUGGGUGCCCUUCACAACCAGAAGCCGCAUUAUUAAAAUGCGGCCUUUUUAUCUACAUUAUGCCUCGCCUGUGUGGUCUUUUGAUGUAUUAUUAAACGUGGAUUUAAAUGCAAUAGGUACUCAUGAAGAUAUUUUCCAGCUAUGAGCAAGUGUUUGAUAUCAGAAGAUAAUUUUAUUAUUUUCCGCAUGAAAUCAUUGCAGCUGAGGACUAAAUUGGCUUUGCAUGAGAGAUUGGUAGUUAUAGUGUACAAUGGGCGAUACCUCGCUUGCUAUGACUCCGUUGACUUGGUUUUAUUCCUUAUAGUUGCCAUUUAUAUUUCUAGAGCAUGAUAUCUUCCAAUCCAUACUCGAAUGGGCCUGCAAUGAAAUGCUAAUCAGAUUAGAAAUUAAUUUUUGGAACGCAUUUGAAACUAUUAACUUGUUAAUUGUUCCCUGCAUGUUACCACCGUUUUUAGUGGAAUCAUCAAGGUGAAAUUAUUUGGAUUUGCUGAAGCUGACACUACUCUGAAGUAGAUAUCUAAGAUAGAAAACGUGUCCUUGUACAGGUUCUUGUUGACUAUCCAGACAUCGUCCGAGGGCAAAUGAACCUCAAGAGGCUUCAGCUGACCGACUUGAAGAUCGAAAUUCCCAGAGUGCCAAAGAAGAAGACUCUGGCUGCUGCUCUGGAAGAGGCUGGUGGGUCCACUGUUUCCAGGAAUCUUGGAGGGGGGAUGGGGGGUUGGAUCUCCUAGCUUUAAUCCCUUCAUUCCUCAUCUCUAACGUGCUGAUGUGGCAGAUAUUAAGAACAAGUGGGAAAACAGCUCUUGGGGCAGGAAGCUGAUCGUGCAGAAGCGGAGGGCCGCCCUCAAUGAUUUCGACAGGUUCAAGGUUAUGCUGGCCAGGAUCAAGGUUCGUGUCUCAGCUCAGCUUUUAUCACUCAAUAUUGAAUAAAAUCUCGAUUAAGAUCUGGGCUCUGAAGCAUUCUCCGGAACCACGUUGACUUUGGGCCUGGGCCGGCCCAUCGCACCGCUCAUUAAGACAACCUCUGACCACUACAUUGUGCAUUCUCUCCUCCCUUGCAGAGAGCUGCUGUUGUGAGGCAGGAGCUUGCGAAGCUAAAGAAGACGGCCACCUAA